AUCAAGAUAAGAUUUUGUGUUCUGGGUUUUCUUCACUGCUUCAAUGGGUUCUUUAAUUUCGGGCCUUUUGAAAGCCCGUUGAAGAUCUGGGUCUGUGACAGUUUUCUUCGAUCUGACGCAUUGUUGUUUUGACUGUGGUCUUUUAUGUGCUAUGUGAUGGAGAAUUGGUUUGGUUUGGUUUGAUCGUUGGGGGGAAGAAACGCUCUUUUUUCUUUAUGGGGUUGUUGUGAGAAUGGUGUUGAUGAUGACACAGAAUCCCUUUUGUACUACUCCAUGUAUGGGCAUGUUGAGAAACUUGCAGAAGAAAUAAAGAAAGGGGCUUCUUCUGUGGAAGGUGUUGAGGCCAAAUUAUGGCAGGUACCCGAGACACUUCCUGAGGAGGUUCUUGGUAAGAUGAGUGCACCACCCAAGAGUGAUGUACCAUUCAUUACCCCCAAUGAACUCUCUGAAGCUGACGGCUUUGUUUUCGGCUUCCCAACGAGAUUUGGAAUGAUGGCUGCUCAGUUUAAAGCCUUUCUAGAUGCUACUGGAGGUUUAUGGAGAACACAACAGCUUGCUGGCAAGCCUGCUGGACUCUUCUACAGUACCGGUUCACAAGGUGGUGGACAAGAGACUACAGCGCUCACUGCUAUAACUCAACUGGUUCAUCAUGGAAUGAUAUUCGUUCCAAUUGGAUACACGUUCGGUGCGGGCAUGUUUGAGAUGGAGAAAGUUAAAGGUGGAAGUCCAUAUGGAGCCGGAACUUACGCAGGUGACGGCUCAAGACAGCCAAGUGAGCUUGAGUUGGAGCAAGCAUUCCACCAAGGGAAGUACAUUGCCACCAUCACAAAGAAGCUCAAGCUAGCUGCAUAAUGUUGCCUUAAUAUAGACAUACUAUUACUAAACCAUACCAAAAUAUUGCUUGGAAAUCAUUACCCAUUUUUUAGUCUUGAAAUAUAUUGAGUUUUAUUUUUCCGUGCUUGCAAGUUAAUUUUUUUUUUUUUCCUUCUUAAUCUUCGUAAAGGAAAUGCUUUGUAUGCGUGUUACAUGUUGUAGUGGAUGUUGCAAAUUUGUUGAAUGAUGAAAGUUUGUCUGUCUUGUCCUUUCGUGUUAGGCUGAAA
Cajanus cajan (pigeon pea) is the source of this 1100-nucleotide messenger RNA. RefSeq names its product putative NAD(P)H dehydrogenase (quinone) FQR1-like 1. Gene Ontology annotation, molecular function: NAD(P)H dehydrogenase (quinone) activity; FMN binding. The record is from RefSeq and is a predicted model, not a curated record. Lineage: Eukaryota; Viridiplantae; Streptophyta; Magnoliopsida; Fabales; Fabaceae. Gene Ontology annotation, cellular component: membrane.